Lodderomyces pseudojiufengensis is the source of this 993-nucleotide messenger RNA. It is a transcript of the gene ARA1, whose product is annotated as D-arabinose 1-dehydrogenase (NAD(P)(+)). The coding region runs from base 1 to 993 and encodes 330 amino acids. Lineage: Eukaryota; Fungi; Ascomycota; Pichiomycetes; Serinales; Debaryomycetaceae. The record is from RefSeq and is a predicted model, not a curated record. Gene Ontology annotation, molecular function: aldose reductase (NADPH) activity. Gene Ontology annotation, cellular component: cytosol. The transcript is spliced from 2 exons.
AUGCCAGAAGUUACUAAAGCAACAGAUGUUUAUUUUACAUUAAAUAAUGGUAAAAAAAUUCCAGCAUUAGGAUUAGGAACUGUACCAUCAGGAGAUCCAUCAGGAGUAAAAGAUCAAGUUAAAACAGCAGUAAAAGCUGGGUUUAGAUUAAUUGAUACUGCUUGGUAUUAUGGAACUGAAAAAUAUGUUGGUGAAGCUUUAAAAGAAUUAUUUGAAGAAGGAGUAGUUAAAAGAGAAGAUAUUUUUAUAACAACAAAAGUUUGGCCAUCAUUUUAUCAUAAUCCUGAAAAAUCUUUAAAUCAAUCUUUAGAAACUUUAGGAUUAGAUUAUGUCGAUUUAUUUUUACAACAUUGGCCAAUUGCUCUUAGUGGGGAUGAAAAUGGUAAACCACCAGGUCCAAAAGAUGAAAAUGGAAAUUUAAAAUAUGAUGAUGAUCCAGUAAAUGGUACAAAAUUUAUUGAAGUUUAUAAAAAUUUAGAAAAAAUUUUAGAAACCACCAAUAAAACAAAAUCAAUUGGAAUUUCAAAUUAUUCAUUAGAUAGAUUAAAAAAAUUAUUACCAGAAAUUAAAAUUACACCAGUUGUAAAUCAAAUUGAAUUUCAUCCUCAAUUAAGUCAACAAAAAGAUUUAAUUGAAUUUAGUGAAAAAAAUAAUAUAAGAAUUGAAUGUUAUUCAGGUUAUGGAGGUACAGGAGCUCCUUUAUUAAAAUUACCACUCGUUAAAGAUUUAGCUUCAAAAUAUAAUGUAACAGAAAAUGAAAUUAUAAAUGCUUAUGAUAUUUUAGAAGGUAGAAUUAUAAUACCAAGAUCUUCAAAUUUAGAAAGAAUUAAAAAUAUUACAAAAUUACCUCAAUUAACAAAAGAUGAAUUAAAACAAUUAGAUCAAUUAGGUGAAAAAGAUCCAAAAAGAUAUGUUAAUGAUCCUUGGGGUUAUGGUAUUGGUUUCAAAGGUUGGGAAGGUGAUAAAUUAAGUGAACCAUUUGAAAAAAAAUAA